GCUAUUACCACCGCUUUCAACUUUGUAAGACAUUCAGUUCCAUAAAAGGAGUUUCUUUCUACGGCGUUGGCGACAGGGGUCACCUGCAAGCUGUUCCGUUUUCCUCUAUUAUUUUCCAAUAUUUCUCCUCACUCAACGUUAACAUAUUUACUUUUCACGGUCUUGUCCAAAGAAGAAAAAAAUAUGCGCCGCUCACCUCUUCUACGCGUCGCGCUGGUGGCGCUCAUCUUCCUCGGCACGAUCUCCGCCACGUCGGCCGGCGACGGCCGCGGCACCCCCAUCACCUUUCAGGCGGAGGUUUCGAAGAUGCUCGACAUUCUGGUGAACUCCCUCUACACAAAUCGCGCCAUUUUCCUGCGCGAGCUCAUCUCCAACGGCAGUGAUGCGCUGGACAAGAUUCGCGUGCUCUACCUCACCGCACCAAAGGAGCCGCUAAACGCGGACGGCGUCUCGCCCACCAUGGACAUCCGCAUCUCCUUCAACAAGGAAAAGAGCGAGUUGGUCAUUCGCGACGGUGGCGUCGGCAUGAACAAGGACGAUCUUGCCGGCCACCUCGGCUCCCUCGGCACGUCGGGGACGAAACGCUUCCUGGAGAAGCUGCAGGAGGGCGGCACCGCCGGUGAUCAGAACAACCUGAUCGGGCAGUUUGGUGUCGGCUUCUACUCCGUCUUCCUCGUCGGCGAUCGGGUGCGGGUGGCGUCGAAGAGCGACGACGGCGAUGAGCAGUACGUGUGGGAGUCAAGCGGCAACGGCCAGUACUUCCUCUACCCCGACCCACGCGGCAACACGCUCGGCCGCGGCACGGAGAUCACGAUUGAGCUGAAGCCGGACGCGGAGCAGUUCCUCUCGGCCGAGACGAUCAAGAAGACGGUUCACCAGUACAGCGAGUUCAUCAACUUCCCCAUCUACGUGGAGGAGGAGGUGACGGUGGAGGCGGCGAAGAAGGAGGACGCGGACACGGAAGACAAGGCCCUCGACGAGGAUGAGGUGGAGGACGAGGUGGAGGCCGUCCCCGUCACCGAAAGGAAGUGGACGCUGGUGAACGAGAACCGCCCCAUUUGGACCCGUCCGAUCGGUAACGUGACAGAGGCGGAGUACAAUAAGUUCUACAAGGCCUUCUCCGGCGACUAUCGCGACCCCCUGUACUUCAAUCACUUCCGCGUGGAGGGCGAGGUGGAGUUCGACUCCAUUCUUUUCGUGCCGGCUGCAGUGGACCCAGCGACUUUCUCGGACGACAACACAGUCCCCAACACCAACAUCAAGCUCUACGUGCGUCGUGUCUUCAUCACCGACGAGUUCCGCGACCUCCUGCCGCGCUACUUGAACUUUGUGAAGGGCAUCGUCGACAGCAACGACUUGCCGCUAAACGUCUCCCGCGAGGUGCUGCAGGAGAGCCGCAUUCUGCGUGUCAUCAAGAAGAAGCUGGUGCGCAAGGCCCUCACAAUGUUCUCCGACAUUGCGGAGCAGGACGAGGCGAUUGCGAAGGGCACACAGUCUGAGAGUCCCGCGCCGUCCGGGCACACCCACCUCACCCAGCCCACCUACGCGAAGUUCUGGGAGCUCUUCGGCAAGCACCUGCGCCUCGGUGUCAUGCUGGACAGCAAUAACCGCAACCGCCUGACAAAGCUGUUCCGCUACAAGUCUAGCAAGAGCGAUGGCGCCUACAUCAGCCUGCAGACCUACGUGGACCGCAUGAAGAAGGGUCAGAAGGGCAUCUACUACAUCUCUGGCGACACGAUCGAGCGCAUUCAGAAGUCGCCGAUGCUGGAGGACGCGGUGAAUCACGAUGUUGAGGUUAUCUUCAUGACGGACGCCAUUGACGAGUACGUGGUGGCGCAGGUGACGGACUUCGCGGGCAAGAAGCUGAUCAACCUCGCGAAGGAGGGGGUGCAGUUUGAGGAGACCGAUGCCCGCCAGCGCGUGAUUGACAAGAAGCGCAAGGAGAAGUACGAGGCCCUCUUCACCCGUCUCCGCUCCCUCUUCGGCUACGCGGAAGUCCGCAAGGUUAUCUUGACCAAGCGGCUGACCAACGAGGCGUUUAUUCUCUCCUCGGGCGAGAAUCAAAUCACGGCGCGCCUGGCGAACAUCAUGCGCGGCCAGUCCAUGGCGCUGAUGGACCAGCAGACGACGGCGGAACGUGUGCUGGAGGUGAACUACCGCCACCCCCUCGUCGACGAAAUGUUUAAGCGCUUUGCGGUGGACGAAGACGACGCGGUCGCGAUGGAUGUGGCGUGGGUGCUGUACGACACGGCGAACCUGCAGGCGGAGUUCCCGGUGGCGGAUGUUGCGGCCUACUCGCGCCGCAUUAACCGGCUCCUGCGCAGUAGCGUGGAUUUGGCGGCGGAUGAGACGCUGCUGCCGCCCGACGACGCUGAAUACGCCGUUUCGACCACCGAGGCAGCGGAGGAGGAGGAGGGCGAGGCGGCCGCGGAAAACGCCAACGCCGCGGAGACGGACGACGACGAUGAGGCCGACUUGUAA
Messenger RNA from Leptomonas pyrrhocoris, 2481 nucleotides. RefSeq names its product putative mitochondrial putative lipophosphoglycan biosynthetic protein. Lineage: Eukaryota; Euglenozoa; Kinetoplastea; Trypanosomatida; Trypanosomatidae. The transcript has a single exon. Gene Ontology annotation, molecular function: ATP binding; ATP hydrolysis activity; ATP-dependent protein folding chaperone. Gene Ontology annotation, cellular component: protein-containing complex; cytosol; perinuclear region of cytoplasm. Gene Ontology annotation, biological process: protein folding; protein stabilization; cellular response to heat. The record is from RefSeq and is a predicted model, not a curated record. The coding region runs from base 184 to 2481 and encodes 765 amino acids.